UGUUCAUCCGUAAGUUUACCCGGGUCGCAAGCGCUCUCUCCUUCGAUCGAUCAUGGCGGCCGUGGGGGAGAUCGGCGGAUCCAAGAAGAGGAAGCGCGAGCCUUCAGCGGCGAAGGGAGGGGGGAAGCCCAAGUUGACGCAGCUUAAGAACGCUGCCUCCAAGCCGGCGAAUCUCAAAACUCAAGGCUUCAAGAAGCAGCCCAAGGCGUUCGAGUUAAAACCGGGAAAGCCUACCAAAUUCGGUGAUGAGACCGCUGUACAGGCGAAGAAGGAGCCUAAGACCCCAAGGGAGAGGCGCUUGGCUGCUAAGGAAAUGGCAGAAACAAGGAAGAAGAAGAGGAAACCAAAUUACAACCUUGAGAAAGAGCUUGCUUCAUUGUGGGAAAAAAUGAGAUGUUACAACGUUGGCAAACAGGCGAGAUCCGAGCUUGUAAGUGAAGCCUUACGUAAGAUGAAUGGGAAGUUUGUGGAGAUUGCAUGCUCUCAUGUUGCGGCACGUGUUCUUCAAACGUGUGUCAAAUAUUGUUCACAAGAAGAAAGAGAUGCUGUUUUUGAGGCUCUUCGGCCUCAUCUUCUUGCUCUUUCACGGAAAAAGUAUGCAGUUCAUUUAGUAAAGAAACUUUUAGAUCAUGCUAGCAAAAAACAACUAGAAUGGUUCAUAUCCUCUCUACAUGGGCAUGUGACUUCUCUUCUGCGACAUUCAGUUGGAUCUGCAGUCAUUGACUAUGUAUUCCAUUUGGCAAAUGGGUCCCAAAAGCAAAUCCUUUUGAUGGAGAUGUACUCUACAGAGCUUCAAUUAUUUAAGGACCUGACCUUAACAAAUUCAGGCAGGCUGGUGGAUAUAAUUUCUAAACUUGGACUACAAAAAUCAUCUGUGUUGCAACACAUGAUGUCUGUGAUUCAGUCACUUUUGGAAAAAGGGAUUGUUGAUCAUUCCAUUAUACACAAGGCCCUCAUGGAGUUUUUCACAAUUGCUGAUAAGUCCUCUGCUGCAGAUGUGAUUCAACAAUUAUUACCUCUUCUUGUGCAAGAGUCAGCUUCUGCAGAGGAGAGUCCUCAUUUCUCAGCUCCAGAGAUGCAGAAAAAGAGGAAAAUUAAAAACAAAAAUGUGAAAGAACCACUUCUUGCUCGGAUGAUUCACACAAGAGAUGGUCUAAAGAUCUGUAUCCUCUGUGUCAAGCAUGCAAGCGCAAAGGAAAGAAAAAAGGUUAUUAAAGGCAUAAAGGGUCAUGUCAGAAAGCUUUCACUUGAUCAACUUGGGAGUCUUUUGCUAGUUUGUGUCCUUUCGGUAGUUGAUGAUACGAAGCUUGUAACAAAGAUUGUAAUACGAGAGCUGCAAACAAUGCUGAAGGAUCUGGUAUUGGAUAAGAAUGGAAGACGUACAGUACUGCAGCUACUUCAUCCACAAUGUUCACGCUAUUUUGCAUCUGAGGAUUUGGCUUGUCUAAGUUUAUCUGUUCCUUCCCUUUCUGCACAGGUGGAAGAGACAGAGGACCCCAUGGAAGUUGGCUUGGAGCAAUGCCAAAAUGGGGAGUCUCCCAUGACAGAUAAUGAGAACAGUGAAGUUGGUAGGAAGAGUUUGCAGUUAGAUACCGGGGGCAAGAAGGAUUCAUUUCGCAGGAGAUGUGAAUUGAUGGUUGAGAGUGGGCUUGCUGAGGGACUAUUUGAAACUUGUACUGAUAACGUUGGUGAGCUACUCCGUUCAAACUUCGGCAAAGAAGUAGUUUAUGAGCUAGCUGUUGGUGGAAGUGACGGUAUCUUGCAAUCUUUUGCUGAUAGAAUGGAUGCCUUGCAUAAAGCAAUAGCUUCCCUGGCAGCCCUGCCCAAGACAAAUGAGUCACAAGAGGAGCAUGUUUUGGAGAACUUCCACUCCAGUAGGCUCAUCAGGAAGCUCAUCCUUGAUUGCCCUGGUUUCGCAGCCACUCUGUGGGAAAUGGCUUUGGAUGGGAAGUGCGACGUCUGGGCUCAAGGCCACAGUUGCAAGGUGCUUCUCGCAUUCCUGGAAUCAUCGGUUUCAGAGGUUAAAGACUUGGCGAAGCCUGAGCUUCAGCCUUUGAUGGAUCGUGGUGUUCUUAAAGCUCCUGAGAAUAGGUUGGUUGAAAAAGGAGUUUGAAACCUUCCUGCAGGUGGAAGGGUGUGAAUGCAGUUAACCAAAAAGGGUUCAUCUAUUAACCUUUCAUCAACAUGUAUACCAGCUUAAGCAGCACACAAUCUUGGCAAACUUGGAGGUCAUGAUCCAUUUCCGUAUCUGGAUUUUACUAGGAUUUAUGCCAGAUUAGAAAAAAUUUUUGUAUUAUUUCUGUGCUUUCCGAACUAAGAGAAGGAAAAAAAAAAAUCAGUAAUAUGAGAUUGUAUAUGCUAGCUACUAUCAUUGGUGUUAUUUUAUAAAUCGCAUGACAUUAUUAAUUAUAUUCAUAACGAUAGUAACAGUGGUCGUGGUGAUAAUGAUCAGUUUUGAUUGAUGAA
Molecule: messenger RNA, 2466 nt
Organism: Musa acuminata AAA Group (dessert banana)
Lineage: Eukaryota; Viridiplantae; Streptophyta; Magnoliopsida; Zingiberales; Musaceae
Product: pumilio homolog 24-like
Exons: 17
Coding region: 53-2113 (686 amino acids)
Biological process (GO): regulation of translation
Cellular component (GO): nucleolus
Molecular function (GO): mRNA binding
Source: RefSeq, a predicted model, not a curated record